Molecule: messenger RNA, 1311 nt
Organism: Pseudonaja textilis
Lineage: Eukaryota; Metazoa; Chordata; Lepidosauria; Squamata; Elapidae
Source: RefSeq, a predicted model, not a curated record
GGUUCGGUCCAUUUGGGGAGUAUUCUGUCAAUGCCAGCUGGAUCGCAGUUCAGAAUUAAAAAUGAAGGCAAGUGAAUCUUUUCACCAACUCUGAAGCCCAUAAGCAGCAGCAGCAGCAGCAGCAACAGCGUUCCUUGCUCUGGUCUUCUAAGGAGCUGGAGAAAAUGGGCCUCGGAGAAGAUGUGGAUCUACAUGUCUAUGAGAUUCCUGUUGAGUAUCAGGCUGUGCAGAGGCUCAUUCCCGCCUUGUGGAAGAAACACAGCCCACAACUUGUAGUUCACGUGGGACUGUCUGGCAUGGCCACAACGGUGACGUUAGAAAAAUGCGGCCACAACGUGGGAUACCGGGGUUUGGACAACUGCCACUUCUGUCCAGGUUCCGAAUGCUGCAUUGAAGGGGGCCCGGAAUGCAUCGAUUCGAUCAUCGACAUGGAUGCCGUGUGCAAGAGAGUCUCUGCAUUGGGACUGGAUGUCACCGUCACGAUAUCAGAGGACGCUGGGCGGUAUCUGUGUGACUUCACAUACUACACUUCCUUGUACCAGAGCCACGGGCGAUCUGCCUUUGUCCACGUGCCUCCCUUGGGAAAACCAUACAGCGCAGAACAGCUGGGCCGUGCACUCCAGGCCAUCAUAGAGGAAAUGCUCAAUGUCUUAGAACAAUCUGAGAGCAACAUCAACUGUCACAACGAACAUUGAACUCGGGCCAAAGUCCCCGCCUCUUUACUUUCCUCAUGGUUGCACUUCCAAAAACUUUUCUCCUGUUCUUACAGAAUCCCAGCUGGCAGGAUCCACCUAGAAGAUUGAGAGAACAGAAAUGGAUUCCUGACACUCUGAGGAGAUACAUUUUGGGAGAUCCUCCUUUGCUUCUCUUUCAAUUCCACCCAAACUAGCUCUCACUAGCUUCUUGGGGUCCCCAUGGUGUUCAGGUCCUGCAAAGAUUGUUAAAUGGAUUGAGAGGAUUUGCCAGUUAGGCAAUUGCUCCAGUUGUCCGAUGUGCUCCAGUUCAAUUUUGCAAGGUCUUUGUGUUUUCAGAAGGACAGUUUGAUGGUUCCACUCAACUCGUAGCAGUGCUUUCGGUUCAAAAAGUAGGACCCUUGCAGGAAGUGCUGUUCCCUUUACAGGAAGACGUAUUGUACAUUUACCCAGAAGCUUGGAAGUUUUUUUUUCUUCACUGUUUAAAACAGAUUCCUCCAAUUUAUAUGGUAGAGUUCUGCUCUUCAUGAGGAACGCUUGGGGAUGGAAAGAGAGGCGGGAACAUUUCCUUUAAUUGACACCUCAUGCCAAACCUGUUGGUGAUUCUUUAAAAAAAAAA